AUCCACAGGGGCAGCAUGGUCACACGACCGGACCGCCCGGCAUUUCAAUAUGCUUUCUCCGUUGCUUGCUGCGUUUGGGUCCCUAAAUGUGCCGGGUGCAUCUUCUGGUUUAAUUCUAAAGCUCUUUGCUCUUUCUUUCCACAUUUUUUGCGUUUCGCAUCAAGGUGGCCGCCAAGCGGGUCAUCGGGGACAGGUAGGCAACUGGCUGAAAGCUGAGCCCGCUCGUACGCACGGAGAAACGGACUGCAGCUUUACCUGAAGAGUGGGAAAUGGAGAACCCGGCCAGGUAUCUCUCUUCGGUGCAGGGGACAGAUUCCGUCCCGGCGCCCCUCGGAGAGAUCAUGUGGAACAGCACUGAAACAGAGGCGACGAACGACGGGGGGAAGGAUAUGGUGGUGCGCACAGUGACGGGCUGUCUCUUGUCCCUGCUCAUCCUUUGGACUCUGUUGGGUAACAUCCUAGUGUGCUCCGCGGUGCUGCGCUUUCGGCACCUGAGGACCAAAGUCACCAACAUCUUCAUAGUCUCCCUGGCUCUGUCGGAUUUAUUCGUGGCCGUGCUGGUGAUGCCAUGGAAGGCUGUGGCAGAGGUGAUAGGGUACUGGCCCUUUGGCACUUUUUGCAACGUCUGGGUCGCUUUUGACAUCAUGUGUUCCACCGCAUCCAUCCUUAACCUUUGCAUCAUCAGCGUGGAUAGGUACUGGGCCAUCUCCAGCCCCUUUCGCUACGAGAGGAAAAUGACCCAGCGAGUCGCCUUUGUUAUGAUCAGCAUCACCUGGACGCUGUCUGUACUCAUUUCAUUCAUACCGGUCCAGCUGAACUGGCACAAAGCCACUGCUGUCGGGUUAGCCGGAGCGCACAACUAUUCCACAAAUCGGCAGCUGGAGGAAAACUGCGACUCCAGCCUGAGCAGAGAAUACGCGAUAUCCUCCUCGCUCAUAAGUUUCUAUAUUCCUGUGGCGAUCAUGAUUGUAACAUACACCAGGAUAUAUCGCAUCGCUCAGAUUCAGAUCAGAAGGAUAGCGUCUCUGGAGAGAGCGGCGGAACACGCGCAAAGCUGCAGGACCAAUAGGAUAGAAUGCCAACACCACAACACGCUGAAAACUUCAAUUAAAAGGGAAACCAAAGUGUUUAAAACUCUUUCAGUGAUCAUGGGGGUCUUCGUGUGCUGUUGGUUGCCGUUUUUUGUAUUAAACUGCAUGGUCCCGUUCUGCAACAGGCCUGCUGCGGACAGGGACGCGGGCCUGCCGUGCGUCAGCGAGACGACCUUUGACGUCUUCGUGUGGUUCGGCUGGGCCAACUCCUCCCUCAACCCCAUCAUCUACGCCUUCAACAACGAGUUCAGGAAGGCAUUUGCCAGCCUCCUAGGCUGUCGCUACUUCUGCUCUAGCACACCCGUGGAGACUGUGAACAUCAGCAACGAACUGGUCUCCUAUAACCAGGACACGAUCAUCCACAAGGAGAUCGCGAACGCGUAUGUCAACAUGAUCCCCAACGUGGUUGAAUGUAUGGAGCACGAAGAGACGUUCGACAGGAUUUCACAGUUUUCUAACAACAACGACAACGCCACAGACUCCGUUUGCGACUUGGAGGACUGCGAGGCGGACAUCAGUCUGGACAGGUUGUCACCGUUCACCCCAAACGGAUUACACUGACUUCACACGGUGCGUCACUGGGUGUGUUGAUGCUUUUCAGAGCCGGCCCAAACAUUUACAUGGCCCUGGCCAGAAUUUGAUUUACAGGCCCACUUCUGGUUGAGCUCAAUGUCCAUCAGCAACAAAAGCAGCACUAAUGUCUAUUUUAUAUUCAUGCUCGAGCAUUUUUGCAUUCUGCAUUUAUUACAAUUUUUUUAGAGUUAACUGGUCAGCCAAAACGAAGAAACAAAUAAACAAAAAUGAAUAAAUAAAUAAAUAAUUCCUUAGAGGAUAGUUAAAAUUUUUAUUUUGUAGUUAUUGUAUGUUAAUUGAAUACAGAUUACUUUUAACUGGAGGCUGGCCUAUCAGAGCUAUCAAGAGCAUCAUAGGAGAGCUCCAGUCUCAAAAUUUUCACAGAGGUUUAGGGGAACAACCAAUAUAUGAACCUUUAAACUGCCAUCAUCUUUGCAUUGAAAGUGGUUAUUAAAGUAAAAAAGCAAUAGGUAUUUAAACUGGUCAUGGUCUAUAGUGGCCCUUUAUGUGAAACGCACUGUGCUCAGCCAGUCUGGUCUGUGUAACUUCUGUGACCUGCAAAAGUACUCAUAACUAUUGAACCUUUUUACAUUUUGCCGCAUUACAGAAAUUAGUGUAUUUCAUUAAUAUUUUAUGUAAAGUCCCCUAACUAGUAUAUUGUAUCACCUAUUUGUAAUUUAAUCUCAGUAUAAAUCCAGUUUUUUUUUUUUUUUGAAGGCCUUGGAUGUUCGUUAGAAAACAUUAGUGAACAAACACCAUCAUGAAGACCAAAAAACAUAGUUGUAAAAUCAUGUAUAAAGUUGUGGAGAGGUUCAAAGCAGGGUUAGGUUAUAAAACAAUACGCCAAGCUUUGAACAUCUCGGAGUGCACUGUUGAACCCAUAAUCUGAAAAUGGAAAACAUAUGGAACAACUGCAAACCCACCAAAACAUGGCUGUCUACCUAAGUAAGAAAUCUGCAACCUGUGGCUUUGGAGUGAAAUGGGUCUUAAGCCACCCCAAAGUAGUUCUGAACCAGUUUUUUGACUUCCAGCAUAACCUUUACCCUAAACACACAACCAGAGCUACAAUGAAACGGUUUACAUGAAAGCAUAUUAUAUUUAUAUAUUACUGAGCUUGAGAUAUUUUGCUUUUCUUAAAAUAAUCUGCAAAAAUGUGUCUCUAGAUAUGCAAAGCUAUUUGAGACAUACCCCAAAAGACUUGCAUGUGUAGCUGCAGCAAAAUGUGGAUCUAUGCAGUAUUUACUCUAGUCGACUGAAUACAAAUCCACACAUCUACACAUUUUAGAUUUCAGUUUAUAAAAAAAUGAUAACCAUUCUCUACCACAUCUCUACAACCUUUUUCUACCAUAUCACACUUUGUAAUAGUCGAUCACAUAAAAAUCUCAAUAAACUACAUUGAAGUAGGUGGUUCUGAUGUGACAAAAUGUGAAAAGGUUCAAGGGGCAUUUAUACUUUUGCAAGGGACUUUAUCUUCUGAAAAGGCAAGGCAUUGUAAAUUUUUUUCACAACUCCCACAACUGUCAACUUGUCCUAUAAUCUUAGGUGCACUCUGGGCCAGCAGAGAGCUACCAAAGCAACAGCACUUCCUGCCUUGGGGCGGCUCUGAUAAGUCCACCAUCAUUUACUUUCCCAGAAGGCCCUCUCUAGAGGGGUGGGGCAUAGGAUAGGGGUUCCCUGAGCUACUGAGCACCA
Girardinichthys multiradiatus is the source of this 3356-nucleotide messenger RNA. RefSeq names its product dopamine receptor D5a (gene drd5a). The record is from RefSeq and is a predicted model, not a curated record. The transcript has a single exon. Gene Ontology annotation, molecular function: dopamine neurotransmitter receptor activity; G protein-coupled receptor activity. Bases 270 to 1652 code for a protein of 460 amino acids. Lineage: Eukaryota; Metazoa; Chordata; Actinopteri; Cyprinodontiformes; Goodeidae. Gene Ontology annotation, biological process: adenylate cyclase-activating adrenergic receptor signaling pathway. Gene Ontology annotation, cellular component: plasma membrane.